AUGCAAUUCUCCACCGUCGCCAUCUUAGCUUCCGCUGCUUUAGUUUCUGCUACCACUGUCACUGAAACCGAAUCUUCAUCCACUUUAGUUACUAUUACUUCAUGUGGAUCUGAAGUCACUGACUGUCCAGCUGCUUCUACCUCAGCUUCUAACAGCACUGUUGCUCCAUCAAACGUUACCACCUGGGAAAACGGUGCUAACAAGCAAUUCGCCGCUGCCGGUGUUGCCGCUUUAGCUGCUGGUGCUUUAUUAGCUUUAUAA
Dujonia railenensis is the source of this 261-nucleotide messenger RNA. The record is from the annotation of a GenBank genome assembly. Lineage: Eukaryota; Fungi; Ascomycota; Pichiomycetes; Serinales; Debaryomycetaceae.